AUGGCCAGUUGUCUAUCUCUCCUAUCGCUAUGCGUCACGCAAAAGGACGCACCGCCGCUGACCACCUGUACGACACAGCAAUCGUCUCGCCAGGCUCAAGCGGCAGUCCGUAGAAACGAUAAAAUUCUCCGGCUGACGGAACUGAUCGCCAACCAGCAGCAGCAGAUUGGAGCUCUUCAACAGGUCAACGCCAAUCAAGUUGGAAGCGAGAAGAUCAUCGAGUCUCUCUCCACCGGAAUUGACGAGUUUCAUUAUGAUUCAGACGGAGGACUAUUUUUCGAAUCGUGGUACGCUCGAUCCGAGGACGUAUUCAAGGAGAACGGGAAGCACCUGGAUGAUAAAGCUAAGCGUUUUGCCGAAUCAUCGUUCCAGAUCGAGAAGCUCUCCAGCGACCAAUUCAAGACGCUCAGGUUCGUAUGCGGUCUCCAGACACCGCGCGAUUCAGACAUCCGGACCAGGCUGAUUGGAAAGCUGGAAGGAGAAGAAACCGCACCGCCGGCUGACGGUGCAACGCUGAAGCUUGGAAACCUGGUUGAGGAGUGCAACCGCAUUACCAACCUCAAGCAGGAUACGAAGAUGAUCGAGAAAGGUUGCUCAGAUAGAUCUAUCGUUAAAGCAAUAUAUCGACAUUCAACAAGUAGGAAGGAGAAAUUACGACAAACGAAUUGCUGGUUCUGUGGGGAUUUACACAAUGUAAAGGAGUGUCCCUACCAGUCUCAAACCUGUGUGAACUGCAAGUGGAAGGGCCAGGAGGAAGGUUACUGCUCAUCAUCCGAAAAGAAGCCAGCAAAGAAGGUCGAUAAACCGAAACCUAAACACUUCAUCAAGUUUAAGGGUAUCACGGUCGAGCGAAUCGACCUAACGAAGAACCGGAAGUAUACCAAGAUCGAAAUCAACGGCUCAACAGCGACAUUGCAGCUCGAUUGUGCUUCCGACAUCACCAUUUUUUCCAAGCAGACUUGGAUUGCCGUGGGUAAGCCUGUCAUCAAUUCUACGGAAGUCAUCGCCGUGAGUGCAUCAGGUGACAACAUCGACAUCCUGGAAAGCGAGUGA
Ochlerotatus camptorhynchus is the source of this 1053-nucleotide messenger RNA. RefSeq lists its product as uncharacterized. The record is from RefSeq and is a predicted model, not a curated record. Bases 1 to 1053 code for a protein of 350 amino acids. NCBI's taxonomy places the organism in Eukaryota, Metazoa, Arthropoda, Insecta, Diptera, Culicidae. The transcript has 4 exons.